UUCAUCCUGGUGCCUGGUCCACUCUCUCUCUCUGCAGCCCCCAGCUCUACAGCCUCAUCCUCGCUCCAUAUCAGCCGAGGUCGACACAACACUGCUUGUUUUUUUCUCAGAUUCUCGCAAACGAAGGGGGAGAGAAAUUGCUUGGUGUCUUUGCUUGCCUGGUGAGUUGGCUAAGAAAAGCAGACGACGAUGUCCACAAGCGAGCGUUUCGACUGCCAUUACUGCAAGGACUCCCUGCUGGGGAAGAAGUACAUAAUGAAAGAGGACGUGCAGUACUGCACUAAGUGCUAUGAGAGCCUGUUCGCCAACUGCUGUGAGGGAUGCUCUUUACCGAUUGGCUGCAACUGCAAGGACCUGUCCUAUAAGGAUCGCCACUGGCACGAGCAGUGCUUCAAGUGCGCCAAGUGCAGCCGCUCUCUGGUGGAGAAGGCCUUUGCCGCCAAAGAAGAUUUAUUGCUCUGCACCGAGUGCCAUGCCAAUGACUAUUCCUCCAAGUGUACCACCUGCAAGAAAACCGUCAUGCCAGGUUCCCGCAAAAUGGAAUACAAGGGGAACAGCUGGCAUGAGACCUGCUUCCUGUGCCACCGCUGCCAGCAGCCAAUAGGAACCAAGUCCUUCAUCCCCAAAGACACUGGCUACUUCUGCGUGCCCUGUUUCGAGAAGCAGUUUGCCUACCAGUGCUGUGCCUGUAAGAAGUCCAUCACAACAGGUGGAGUGACGUACCAGGACAAGCCGUGGCACCGUGACUGCUUCCUAUGCAUUGGCUGCAGAAAGCAGCUGUCGGGCCAGCGCUUCACCUCCCGGGAGAACUUCCCCUACUGCCUCGAAUGCUUCAGCAACCUGUAUGCAAAGAAGUGUGUGGGCUGCACCAAGCCAAUCACCAGUCUGGCAGGCGCCAAGUACAUCUCCUUCGAGGAGCGCCAGUGGCACAGCGAGUGUUUCACCUGCACCCAGUGCUCCAUGUCACUGGUGGGACGCGGCUUCCUCACCCAGCGCGACAACAUCAUGUGCACCGACUGCGGCAGGGAGAAGUGAUCUUUCCAGCGGGGGUCGCCGCUUAAUCCGAAUAGCAGCAGGGCCUAAUGCUCCGAUACAGAUACUGUAGAGUCAUGAAUAAUUUUCUUCUCAGCGUGUCUGAUGCAUAACCAAAUUCUGAAUGUCAAACGCUUGGUGUUAUAAAUGAACAUGCGUUCGCUCACACUGCCCACACACCCGCACACACACACAAACAAACACACACACACACACACACACACACACACACACACACAUACAUUUUCGCAUUAAAUAAACGUGUAGCUUUUUGGUCAGGACGCCAUAUGUGCCAUUGUGAAAAGGAUGAAAUGCUGUUAAAUAUUAGAGCUGAUGUUGACCAAUUGAUCAAUUGACAUAAGAUUAAUUAACUAAUUACUUUUCAGGUAAUAAGAGUUCUCAAGAUAUGAUACUCUUUAAAAUCUUGUUUAACAGUAAACACAUGUCUAGUUUUUCGACGGUUAAAUGUAUAAAUCAAGUCCCUUUGACAUAAUGAGAACUAAACUACCUCAGGCUACUGGCUGUUGCUUGUGCAGAGCCAUACAAAUUAAAUAGUCUGAUAAGCUAAAUUAUUCAUCUGUUAUAACACAGAAGGUAAAAAAACAAAACACUCCUGGAUUCGCCCCUUAUACCCAGCUGCACCAGUGUAGUCGUCCCAGGCCCAGGCUCCAGUCAAGUGUGGUGGAAAUCAGUUAAGUGGGUUUAAGGAGAAAAGAAGUUAAAGAAACUGAAAAAAGUAAAUCCCGAACUCGCAUCUUAAAUGUACUUGGUUCUUCCCCUGCCAUAGUUACACCCUUCAAAUAAAUCUCACUUAGGAAACCAAUAUUCAGCAUGCCACUUGUUUACGAAAACAAACCAUCUGCUGGAUAUUUCUGAUUUUGCUUCUAGAUUUACUUAUUCAUACUAUGACUGCAUGGGGAAAAAAAUAUGUAAAAAUAUGCAUGAUAAGUGCUUCUCAUAUGUGAAAUGCUUAAAAAAUACAAAAGGUUAUUACAAUAAAGACCUUUCUAUGUACAUCAUG
Messenger RNA from Platichthys flesus (European flounder), 2053 nucleotides. It is a transcript of the gene fhl5, whose product is annotated as four and a half LIM domains 5. NCBI's taxonomy places the organism in Eukaryota, Metazoa, Chordata, Actinopteri, Pleuronectiformes, Pleuronectidae. The coding region runs from base 190 to 1035 and encodes 281 amino acids. The transcript has 6 exons. Gene Ontology annotation, cellular component: Z disc; nucleus. The record is from RefSeq and is a predicted model, not a curated record. Gene Ontology annotation, molecular function: transcription coregulator activity.